AUGAAAUACGAAUAUGAAGCUCUUAUUGAAAAUAAGAUGUGGGAAUUAGUUUCUCGUCCCUCUAAUGCUAAUAUUAUUCGAAGUUUGUGGAUUUUCAAGCACAAGAAGAAAUAUGAUGGUUCUUUUGAGCGAUACAAAGCUCGUCUUGUAGGUAAUGUUGUUAAUCAACAAUUAGGUGCCGAUUAUGGUGAAACUUUUAACUCUAUCAUUAAAUCGGCCAUUAUACACAUGGUAUUUAGUAUUGCAUUAUCCAAGUCAUGGUGUCUUCAUCAACUAGAUGUCAAGCAUGUCUUUUUGCAUGGAAAUAUUGACGAAAACAUGUAA
Lathyrus oleraceus (garden pea) is the source of this 324-nucleotide messenger RNA. RefSeq lists its product as uncharacterized. Bases 1 to 324 code for a protein of 107 amino acids. The record is from RefSeq and is a predicted model, not a curated record. NCBI's taxonomy places the organism in Eukaryota, Viridiplantae, Streptophyta, Magnoliopsida, Fabales, Fabaceae. The transcript has a single exon.